Colletotrichum orchidophilum is the source of this 2043-nucleotide messenger RNA. RefSeq lists its product as uncharacterized. The record is from RefSeq and is a predicted model, not a curated record. Bases 1 to 2043 code for a protein of 680 amino acids. The transcript has 4 exons. Lineage: Eukaryota; Fungi; Ascomycota; Sordariomycetes; Glomerellales; Glomerellaceae.
AUGUGUAUUCAAAAGUUCACAUGGCAUCAAUGCCCAGAAACCGAAAGAGGCCGGCAUUUCCGCCAAACUUGCCCCGCGGACCAAAUCAUCAAAGACAGCGAAGGCGCCUUCGCCGAAGCCAGAGUCUGGCACAGCACACACUCCGUCAUUGUCGACCAGCCGCUGAGGCCAGGCAUGGAGUUUCACGGCCACGAGUCCAUGGUCUACUGCGCCCACCCGUACCACGGCCACUGCCGGGACGACGCCGUCUGCCAGGUCACGCAGGUGGCGGAGGGCGAGUGCCCCUGGUGCCUCGGCGACAAUGCCUUUCCACGCAGAAUCACGGCCUACGGGAUCAAGAGCGACGUGGGACCCGCGGUGCUGACGGGCGACUACACCCGUCCCUCGCCCCUGGUGCUUGGCUACGUCGCGCAGGUCGCCGUACUGGCCAAGCACAUGGUCGCGCAAAGCAUCCCUUUCGUGCGGCUUGAGGGCGACAUGGCGUCGCAGGUCGUGAGGCAGAUCCGCGCCGAGGUGUUUUGCCGUCUGGAGGACGACCACUGGGAAUUCCCAGGCCACAACGUCAUUGCGGACUGCGAGUGUUUCACGGAGCGGCACAGUUACUGCGCGAACCUGGGCCGUCACCUCCGGCAAAAGGAGGCCCUGCGAAUCAUCAAGAACCAUUGGAACAUUAUCGCGCCGUACACCGGGGUGCCGGACCAGUGGGUGGAAGAGGAGGCGCCCUAUACUUUCCUCAUACGAGAACGGUCGCACGCGGCGGACUGGUUCCGCAGAUGUAGGCGCGGGAGGCACGACGAGAUGACGAUGGCGAGGUUCGAUAUAAAUCCGACAGAGGACCAGCGGUACCGAGAGGCCAUCCACCGGUUGGAGGCCACCGUAUUGAACUGCGUGGAGUUGCUGCGGCGGCGCCUUACGCCCGAGCCGCCGGACGAGAAGAAAGUGGCGCUCUGCGACGAAAAGGAAGAGGAAAAUGUCGACAACAUCGUCGUCGAACGGAACCUCUUCGCCCGCGCGGUGUUCCUCUACAAGCCCCUGCAAUGGAUCGCCUACGACAACGGCAUCACCGACAAGCUCUUCCACGAGAUUUCAGAGAUGGUCAUCCACUGGUACCUCCGCGUCGGCACCCCUCUCAGCGAGUCCAUUGAUAACGCGGCGAGUUUGACAGCGCCCGGGCUGUUCAAGUUCCGGCGGGACAUUGACCGCGUUCGAAGGGACGUGGAGGACGCCACGAGCCGGCUCGAUACCGUCUUCUCGACGACAACGUGGAACAGCCGGCGGCUCUUUGUCCGGUCCUUUGGCGAAUCUCCCGCCCGCGACGAAGAACUCGGCGAAGUCGACGCGUGCCGCAGCAAGCGAGCGGACCUCUGGGCCGCCGCGCAGACGAAGCUAGAGACGGCGGUCUGCGAGGCCGACGCCCGCAUUGUCACGGUCCAGGAGGCGCGGAGACUGUGGCCUGAGCAGCAGCAGCCGCCGUCGCCGCCGCAUCCACUCUGUCCCGUAUGCUACUCCGCGUUCGAUGACGGCGUGCACGCGCGCCGGCCCGUGCUGGUGUGCGAUGCGAACCACGUGAUGUCCGGUGUGUCGGAGGACGAUGCCCCAUUUUUAUCGAGCGAGGAUCGAUCGGCGGAGAUAUCGGCUGCCGCUGCCGUUGGAGUCGCCGAGGCCGAGGCCGGUCUUGCCAGUGCCUGUCCCCGGACUGUAAAACCUCCGCCGUCCCCAUAUCAAGAAGUCACCAACCUCACCGUCCUUCUCACCACCACCUCCGCCCUCGCAUCAACCCCAACCUGCCGCGCAGCAGCGGUAAAAUGCCCCUUCAUCUUUGACGGCCGCGUCCCCGCCAUAGCAAAAUCCACCGAUUUCAUCACGGCCCUUGGCGACGGCUGGAACCCGUAUAAUCCAGACUAUGGAUCCGUAAAGGGGGCGAACCUGUCCUCGUCCGACGUUGUCCUCCGCCCCCGUACCCCGUCACCACGGGCCCCGCCCGGCCCCGGUUCCGGUCCCGCUUCGACGCGGCAGAGAAGAAGCGUCCACUCGAGGUCAUAA